Cercocebus atys (sooty mangabey) is the source of this 3745-nucleotide messenger RNA. RefSeq names its product galactose-3-O-sulfotransferase 4 (gene GAL3ST4). The coding region runs from base 1978 to 3438 and encodes 486 amino acids. The transcript has 3 exons. Gene Ontology annotation, cellular component: membrane. NCBI's taxonomy places the organism in Eukaryota, Metazoa, Chordata, Mammalia, Primates, Cercopithecidae. Gene Ontology annotation, molecular function: galactosylceramide sulfotransferase activity. The record is from RefSeq and is a predicted model, not a curated record. Gene Ontology annotation, biological process: glycolipid biosynthetic process.
AUCCGCCAGCCUCGGCCUCCCAAAGUGCUGGGAUUACAGGCGUGAGCCACCACGCCCGGCCACGAGGCAUUAUUAAGGUGACCACACCACUGUCCCCUGCCUUCAGGAUGGGAGGCCUUGUUCUCUGAGCAUCAGUCUCUGGCUACCUUGCCACAUCUUUGACAAUGUCUGCUUUCAAAUAUCACUUUCUCCUUCCUUCCUUCUUUCUGCCGCCUGAAUGAAUCUUUUGUUCUGCGGCAAGCCAAGAGAAAAUGGUAGGAUUGAUUCCCAAGUGUGAAAGGGGGGUGGAAGUGGUGUCUUCCAAGGGGAGUCUGGGUGCCCUGCUGGAGAAGGGAAGAUGCAGCGGGGGAGAGACCUAGAACUGCGAUCAAAGCUACAGCAGCUGCUGGGGCUGGCGGGACAAAGGGAGGAGGGAGGAGCCUGGGCGCUGAGAAAGUUCUUGGGGAAAGUUGAGCUGAGCCAAGAGUCGGGCGGUGGCUGGGGAGGGCGGGAGGGCCCGGCCUGAUUUCCCUUGCUGCUCCCCUUGUGGCCUGGUGAGUGGGAAGUGAAACCAAGGAUAGGACCAGUGGAGGGACCUUCUAAUUUAUGGGAGGAGACGUGAGGGGUUCAUGGGACCCCGGCAGGGGCAACUGACUGGGCAGUCACCAAAGCUGGAGGGGACAGAGGGCUGGGAUCUCCAAUCAUGGGAAGGGAGAGAUGGAUGGAAGGAAAUGAAGGGCUCUGGGUAGGGGAGACGCAGCUGGACCCCAGAGGCUGUGAUCGGGGAGGAAAUUGGGGAGUGAUGCCAGAGGGGGCGGGUCUCCGGGAGUAAAAGUGUGGCUUCUCUCAGCCUGGGGUUACCCCUGGCUCAUCGAAGCAGGGAGCUGUCGGGGCUUGUUGGAGGGGGCUGUGGUCCUUGAUCGUGAGUUGUAAUCUGAAGGGGCGGGGCUGGACUCCUGGUUGAUUAGGAAGCUCGGGCUUGAGAAGGAACUCUACAGUUAGUAUUUGUGCCUUUCUCCAUAUCUUUGUGUCAUAGUCUCUCUGUCUCUCUGUUUCUGUCUGUCUCUCUCUGUGUGUCUGUCUCUCUCUCUCUCUCUCUAUCUCUGUCUCCCUCUCCAGCCCCACCCUUUCAGUCUCCUCCGGGUGCACUGAUAAGGUUGGAAAGUGGCAUGGAGGGUUAAGUCCGGGAAUCUGGGCUUCACAAGUAGCCACACGUCUCCCCCAGCCCCUGUCGCACAUGGGGGUCUGCCCCGUGCUGAGACAGAGGAAAAAGAGGUGCGGGAAUUUAGAACACAGUGGCUCUUGCCCAUUGCAAUGCCACUCCUGGAAGUCCAACCUCCCUUCCUCCUGCCUGGGUUCAUCCACCUGUGUCCUGUCUGAUCCUCAUUCCCACUGUAUGGCUUCCCUUCCUGGCCCUGGGAUAGGGCUCUUCAUCCCCAUCUGUGACACCCAGAGGGGCUCAGGAGGAAGCCAGGGUCCCGACCAUAGUCUGACCUGACUGUCUUAAUGAGCUGAUUGGUCUGAUCUCUCUCUUGCUGGCUGUUUCAUUCAUGAGCUGGGGCUUUUUCUCUCCUUCCCUUCUAAGUCCCCGAAGCUCAGGGACAACUGUAGGUGGGGAGCUGGGGGAAUUGGAGAUAAGACAGUGAUAGAGCAGAGGGAGUAGUUGUGGGGCCACCUAGGACAGUCUGGGUGUAGACCGCAUUCCCAGCCACUCCCCUUCCCUGAAUCAGGUCUCAGCUGCAGCAGGAGAGAAGGUUCACUCUGCGUCUCUCCUUAGACUUCCCUUCUUCCCCCCUCAUUUCCCUCCUAGACGCUGACAGAGGCAAAAAUCUGCUAACUCAGGGGGCAGACUCAACCAAGACUGCAAACAGGCCUGGGGAAUGACCCCCCGAUCUGCAACCGGCGCCUUCCGCGGCUGCACGGCUUUCUCCAGCUGUCUCUGCCCCUGUUCCUGGCCCUGGCUCCAUCCCUCUCUCAUCUCACCCUUCCCUGUGCCACAUGGGCCCUCUGUCUCCUGCCAGGACGCUGCGGCUCUGGGGACCUCGGAGCCUGGGGGUGGCUCUGGGAGUCUUCAUGACCAUUGGCUUUGCACUCCAGCUCUUGGGAGGGCCCUUCCAGAGGAGGCUACCAGGGCCACAGCUCCGACAGCCCUUGGCCCCAUCUCUACGACCAGCCCUUCCGUCCUGCCCACCCCGGCAGCGACUGGUGUUCCUGAAGACGCAUAAAUCUGGGAGCAGCUCUGUGCUGAGCCUGCUUCACCGCUACGGGGACCGGCACGGGCUGCGCUUCGCCCUCCCUGCCCGCUACCAGUUUGGCUACCCAAGGCUCUUCCAGGCCUCAAGGGUAAAAGGCUACCGCCCCCAGACUGGAGGCACCCAGCUCCCCUUCCACAUCCUCUGUCACCACAUGAGGUUCAACCUGAAAGAGGUACUUCAGGUCAUGCCUUCUGACAGCUUCUUUUUUUCCAUUGUCCGAGACCCAGCGGCUCUGGCUCGCUCUGCCUUCUCCUAUUAUAAAUCCACCUCAUCAGCCUUCCGCAAGUCACCAUCCUUGGCUGCCUUCCUGGCCAAUCCUCGAGCCUUCUACAGGCCUGGGGCCCGUGGGGACCACUACGCUCGCAACUUACUAUGGUUUGACUUUGGCCUGCCCUUUCCCCCAGAGAAGAGGGCCAAGAGAGGGAAUCUUCAUCCCCCCAGAGACCCCGACCCCCUACAGCUUCAGGUCUUCCCUUCUGGUGCUGGCCCUCGAGCCCAAACCCUCAAUCCCAAUGCCCUCAUCCAUCCUGUUUCCACUGUUGCUGAUCAUCGUAGCCAGAUAUCAAGCCCUGCCUCUUUCGAUUUGGGGUCUUCAUCCUUCAUCCAGUGGGGUCUGGCCUGGCUGGACUCUGUCUUUGACCUGGUCAUGGUGGCUGAGUACUUCGAUGAGUCAUUGGUUCUGCUGGCAGAUGCCCUGUGCUGGGGUCUAGAUGACGUGGUGGGCUUCAUGCACAAUGCCCAGGCUGGACGUAAGCAGGACCUCAGCACUUUCAGCAACACUGGACUGACUGCAGAGGACCAACAGCUAACUGCACGGGCCCGAGCCUGGAACAACCUGGACUGGGCUCUCUACGUCCACUUCAACCGCAGUCUCUGGGCACGGAUAGAGAAAUACGGCCAGCACCGGCUGCAGACAGCUGUAGCCGAGCUCCGGGCUCGCCGAGAGGCCCUAGCCAAACAUUGUCUGGCAGGGGGUGAGGCUUCUGACCCCAAAUACAUCACUGAUCGCCGGUUCCGCCCCUUCCAGUUUGGGUCAGCUAAGGUUUUGGGCUAUAUACUUCGGAGUGGAUUGAGCCCUCAGGACCAAGAGGAGUGUGAGCGCUUGGCUACCCCUGAGCUCCAGUAUAAGGACAAGCUGGAUGCCAAGCAGUUCCCCCCUACCGUCUCACUGCCUCUCAAGACUUCAAGGCCACUCUCCCCAUAGACAUCAGACUACAGAUUUAGGUGGAAGAGCAGCCAUGUUUGAAGGGCACAUGUGAUGAGUGGGGGGCAGCAAGAUGCCACUUCUGCAUCUCCCAGAAGGGAUGAGUCUUUGUCCUGAUGCAAGCGUCCUCUUUGCUGGGCUCCCAACAGUGCUUUCCUCCUUCACCCUCUACUCAUUUUGUUCUUUCUCCCCGAUUUUUCUUUUUUUUUUAAUUUUUUUUUUGAGAUAGAGUCUUGCUCUGUCCCCCAGGCUGGAGUGCAGUGGCAUGAUCUCGGCUCACCGAAACCUCUGCCUUACGGGUUCAAGC